CAAACAGGUAUUACGUCGCCAUCUGUUGAAUUUUUAAGGAACUGUUCGCUUUGGAAGACGAUUAGUAAGGCGAAAGAGGAUAACUUUAUUUUAAUAUAAGUUAUAAUUAUAAUUUAUGUGUUUUCUUUUUUUGGAAUAUGUAAUUGUUAGUGUUCUUGGAACUAAUCCAGGUCGAUUCUAAGAUUUUUAAACGUUUAAGUAGUUAAGUCGAUAAUUCGCACUAUCGACUAUUGGACGAUCGGACCAAUCCUAUCAUUGCCUAUCUGUGACGGUUGCAGUCAAGGUUAUCGUUGUAAACAUGUUUAGGUUUUUCGAGCUAUUUCCUGCGUCCCAUUUAAGAGAUGUCUAGUCUAGUCGAAAUUUAAUUUUUUACAAUUUAUUUUAAAACUUUCGAAGUAAGUCUUAUAUUCUAUAUCGAUUAAUUUUGAGCUUCUUUUUGCCAAAGCUUUUUUUUUUUUGAAAAUCUAUUUUGAGAAAUAAAAGAAAAAAUCCCUAUAAUUACAUUUAAAUUAGUUUGGGUUCUUUGACUUCACUCUGUAUAUCCAAGGUCUCAUCCCAGGACAACUAUCAAAACUUCCAGCUAUGUUUGUUAUGGAUCUCAAACACUCUAAAACUGAAGGGUGGCAACUUUCAAAGAAUUGUGUUCAACAAAGAUUCAAAGAGCUAUUAUGUCUUUCUCAGUGGACUGAUUGUGCGUUUCAAGUUGGGACUGAAAAAAUUGAGGUGAUACAUGGGCACAAACUUAUCUUGGCCGUAACAUCGCCAGUUUUUGAAGCUUUAUUCUAUGGCCCAUUAGCUGAUGAGAAAAACCAGGUGAUUACUGUACCUGACAUAGAACCUCAUACCUUCCAUUUAUUCUUAUCUUAUGUAUAUUCUGACGAGGUAAACCUUCAGAGUAUUGAAGAGGCUGGUGAGCUGCUUUACGUUGCCAAGAAGUACAUGGUGCAGCCGCUCACAAUGACGUGCCUCUACUAUCUGGUUCAACACACUUUAAUCAGAACCCUAUGGGACAUCCUUUAUAUUGCUGAGGUUCUCAAUGAAGAAGAACUUUUCGCAUCUUGUAUCAAGAUUAUGAGUCGCUAUCAUUAUGAAAUAUGGAACAGUGAAAACGACAGCUUGAGUGUUGGUACUCUCUGUCGCUUACUGGAAGAGGAUCACAUGAAUAUGACGGAAGGAGAAGUUUUAUCAAUGGUACUCGACUGGGCAAAGAAAGAACUAACCAACAGAGGUUUACAGGACACAACUCAAGCCAGAAGAAGGUUAUUAGAAGACACAGGUGCCCUUUAUAGGAUACGAUUUCUAGCAUUACCUCCUGAAGAACUUCUCUCCUUGGAAGAUGUCUUAACAGAGCAAGAAUUACUAGCAUUUAAAGACCGCCAAGUGCCUCACGGUUUCUGCAGCUUUACAACGCCGAGAAAGCAAGUAAUACCUGUUGUUUGGCGAUCAACUAGAGAGCUUUUAUCUAGCAGGAGCAAAAUGUGGAUAAAUAGAGGUGAGGUUGUCACUACAAUCCAAUCUUCCUCUAGGGUUCUGGUCAUUGGAUUUGAAGUCUUUACACGCCUUGCACAGAUAAAUGAUUACGUCAGAACUCCUGCUCCCAACUCUUCCUACAGGGAACGUCUCGUCGUUCUCAUUAAAGAUCCAGAUGGAAAAAUGCUUCAGAAAACAGAAUAUGAUAGGAAUGUUCACUUUAAUAGCUCACAAUGUGUCAAUCUCAUAAGACCGUUCUGGUUCGAACCCAAUGUCAAGUAUACUAUUAGUAUAAGUUUUAUCGGGGGUCAGUACCCGAUUUGUACAUUUAAUGAUGCAUCCAGCAAAGGUACAAAGUUCUUAUUUGAAGAAGUGAUGGUGGUAGAUGGAUCAACUCCAAUCUAUAGUAGUUUUAUUAUGUCCAUUUCUUAUGCGUUAUAAUUUAAGAUACCUGUUUUUUGUGAUAUGAAUUUACAUUCAGGAUUAUUCAAUUAAAUUGUGAUUAAAAAUAAUGUGAGCUUGAAUUAAGGCCCCCAGCGUGCAAAGUGAUAGGCUGGUUUAAGAUUCAAUAGAUACUCUGUGAUAUAGUUUUCAGUGUCUACGCUUAAAGUAAAUAUUUAUUUAAAAGAUUAGGUUAAUUAAAUAUAUUAACUAACUGUGACUUCAUGAAAAAAAGUUGAUAUUUUUUAUCUAUUACUUGAUUCACAUUUUAGUCAGUUUUGUAAUUCUUACGGAACUAAGUUAGUAUUUACAAGGGUAAUAUUAGGGGUACAAGUAAGUUUUAAAGGAUAUUUGUGAAAAUUAAUGCUUUUCCCCAUCUUUAUUAGAGUAGACGAAUAUCGUUUGAUAAAACAAAUGAUCUUCAGAGACAUUUCAAAAAUCGACUCAUAUUUUUGCAUUUCUUGUAAGGCUGCUCAUACAGGCAUCAUACAUCAUUAAUAUAAAUAAGUAGUAAUUUGAAGAAGCAAUGCCUGCAGUUACAGCAGCUAGGGUAGGAUAUCCAUUUUGAAUAUUUCCAAGUAGUUUUUGACUAAAAAAUAUGAAUGAAAAAUGUUUCAAUAUCUCAUAUUUGCGGUGCUCAAUUUUCUUGCUAAUGUACCAUAUCCAUGACUUUGAAACCACUGUUCCCAAACAUUCUUCUUCUUCAAAUGUUUCACCACUUUUGUGCUGUGUAAUUCAAUUGUUAUUAUUUCACAUUAAUGCAAUAUGGUCCCCAAUAACUUCAUUUUUUCUUCGAAUCGAAGCAGAAAAAUAAGCAUCUCAGUGAUUUACUUUAUUGCAUUAAAAAAAAAAACAAGUUUCUAAAAAUUUUUUUUUUAUUCAUUGAUAUUUACAACUGUAUUAUAAACAAAUACAACUAGUAAAUGUUCACACAGUAAUAAUACAAUCACAUGAAAACGCUUGUUGAGAAACUACCCAUUGGUAGCACUCUAAUUCUAAAAAAAAAAAAAAAAAGAAGUUUGCUCUUCAAUGACACUUAAACAUGAGUGGUUAGGUUAUGGUCCACCAAUACAAUUUAAUACUAGUGCAAACACUUCCUAAUAAAUUCUUCAAAACUUCCUUGUACGCCCGAUUGGUGCUAGAAUUUUUGUUAUUUGAUGUGAAUUAGACUGUUUUACUGACAAAAAUGUUUAUUGAAACUUAUUUUAAAAUAUUGUAUUCAAGAAUAUUCUAUUUUUCUUGUUAACUAUUCAAAAAUUAGUUAGAUAGUUCUAUAAUUAAGUAAUUUUUAUCUCUUUAGUUGUUUAUAUAUAAGCCAGAGCUUAUUUAAAAUACUCACGAUUCCUUGAGAGAAAAAAAGUUGUUUGUGAAAAUAGAUUAUUAUCUUAUACCUCUUAUAAUUUUACCUGAAUAUGUAAUCCAUAUUUAGUGACAAUACAAAAACAAAUUUCUUCAAAUUUUAUUCAUUUUAUUGAUUCAGUCAUUCCCUCUCCGAUCUAAUGAUAUACUUAUCAUACAUGAGAUCCUUGCAGGUUUUUUUUGUAUCUCACAUGAAUAGUUAAGGUCCACCCAUGGAGAUUACAAGAAAUUUUGGAUGCUUCUGAAGAACAGCACCAGGAAAAGAAGCUCUACGGUACUUCAUGACAAAGACAAACUUAAUGUCAGAAGAAUAGGCGGCUAAAUUUGCAGACUAAUAUGAUAACAUAACAAGACGAACUGGGUCUUAACUGAACUUCCAAUGGAAGAUGUUGGGGUCCAUUACAUUUAUGUAUUCUCAAAGCAAAUAAAGGCCAUAUUCCAUCAUUCGAAAGGAAACAACUACCAAGGUCACUUGACCAUCAUCUACAACUCCUGCUUCAGGUUGAGAUAUUCUAGCUAUCCUUUUCCCUCUAUGGAAACUUGUGAAGAAGAUGUCCCAGUUAGCAGACUGCAGACACUAGUGUCUAGGGAGCAAAAUAUUUUUGAGGAGGAGCCAACAUUGAGUCUGGAUGGCUUAUACUGUCAACACUUGGUCUCCCCUCCCCUUCUCAGUUCAACGAACUAUAAUUGACCUUGUUUUCUGUAAGCUCUUGUGUUUGAAAUUUCUACUUUAAUUUUACUUUUAACAUAUUGUUUACUUUCAUUUUUUUUUUUUUUUAUU
Messenger RNA from Nezara viridula (southern green stink bug), 4051 nucleotides. NCBI's taxonomy places the organism in Eukaryota, Metazoa, Arthropoda, Insecta, Hemiptera, Pentatomidae. The record is from the annotation of a GenBank genome assembly.